Messenger RNA from Fopius arisanus, 2924 nucleotides. RefSeq names its product charlatan (gene chn). The transcript has 8 exons. The record is from RefSeq and is a predicted model, not a curated record. Gene Ontology annotation, molecular function: RNA polymerase II cis-regulatory region sequence-specific DNA binding; DNA-binding transcription factor activity, RNA polymerase II-specific. Gene Ontology annotation, biological process: regulation of DNA-templated transcription. NCBI's taxonomy places the organism in Eukaryota, Metazoa, Arthropoda, Insecta, Hymenoptera, Braconidae. The coding region runs from base 328 to 2187 and encodes 619 amino acids.
CCGUCGAGGAAACAACCUGCAAUUCCUCGGGCACACUAAAACCGCCGUUAAAUAUUUUCGUUGUAACAACUUUUUUUUUUCUCUCUCCCCCUCCCCCCAUUGUUUGACUAUCCCCAUGGACUUGUGAUUGAUUUAAUUUUCGUGAUUAUUAUUUUUAUUUACCCAACACGUGACGAACCCAGCGGAUAAUAACGAGCUGUGUACUGCAAUCGGUAGCCGAGGAAAAAGAUCGACCCUCGAAGGGGGUAGAGGUGGCCUCGGUGCCUCCCAGGGGUGACAGUCAUUCCCCAUCGGCUUUCACAUUUCCGUUUUACCGAGAAAAAUACCAUGGAAAGCGGCACAACAGGUAUUAGCAGGCUAGACUGCUACGAGGACAUGUUCAAAGAGAUUACAAGAAAAUUGUACGGCGACGAUCCCGAUCACAGAACCUCUAGUGUUCAAAACGAAUUCGAGACUUCGGUUUCGUAUAAGAACGACGAGGACACCGGAAACGGCACCGAUUCCGAGGAGGGAAAUUGGAUUUGCGAGGACGAGCCACUCAAAGGAACUGAUGGAAGCAGAAUUGCUGCUUAUCAUGCGUCAAAGUCCACCUGGCGUUGUUACGAAUGUGGUGAUUGUAUGAACGGAGGACCGAGAGAAAUAGCGGAACACUUUGUGGAGUUGCACUUGUCGAGAAUUCACGAGGAUUCACGACAUCGACACCAUUCAGGGAGGAAGGAUUACCUGCAGAGCGACGUGAAGCUUGAGGAUAUUAUUACGUACCUGGAAAGAGUGCGUGACAGAGCAGAGAGACAGGCACCACCCUCCAGAAGGACGCAGGAGACCCAAACAGUCCCAGCUGCCCUUCUGCCCGUCACAACCCCCUUUCUCCUUCAGGAACUCCCGACAACGCCACCCCAGCAUUUGCAGACAAACCCACCAACAAUGACUACCUCAUCAACAAGCUCAUCAUCAAGUGGCAAACGCUACACAUGCCCGUACUGUCCUUAUGGUACAGACAGGCGUGAUCUCUACACACGUCAUGAGAACAUCCACAGGGAGGAAAAGCCCUUCCACUGCUACGUAUGCUACAAACCCUUCAACCGUGCUGAUCACGUGAAGAAGCAUUUCCUCCGGAUGCACAGGGAGCACACGUACGAGUUGGCAAAAAUAAGACGUACACCAACCACUAAUGGUACCAAGACACCUCACGAGACCAACAGCAACACCAUCAAUGGCACCUAUACAACCAAUUACAAUAAUAAUAAGAGUUAUCAGCUGCAAACGACGCAGGCGACCGGUGCUGCUGGUGUAGCACCUGCUCUCUAUCAGACUGCCAGUAUGACCAGUGUUGUAGGGGCUAUACAAGACAGCAAUUGCAAUAGGAGAAUACAGAAUACUGGCUGCAAUAGCAAGAGCCAUUUGAAGGCUGGAACUAAGGGUGCACAGGAGAGAAGAUACACCUGUUGCUAUUGCUCAUGGAGUGGUGUGGACAACUGGUGUCUAAAGCGUCAUCUGAAUACGCACCUGAAGCCCUUCGCCUGUGCUCUCUGCGAGUACAAAGCAGCCAGAGCUGAACGUCUCGCGACACAUGUCCUCAAGGUUCACAACAAACGUCAGUGCUCCAGGUGCUCAUUCCUCGGGGAAGACGCCUCUCAACUACAACUCCAUCAGCUCCACGUUCAUCGAAUAAAUACGGGUAAUUCAUCCAGUGGAGCUUCAGUUCCUGUAUCUCUGGCGCAAUCGCCUUCUCUCGCCAGCCCGACUACCCCGGCAUCUGCUCCAACGAUAAACCGACAUGAUCCUGUUCACCCUGCUGGUGGUGGAAGACCACCCCCUGGACCUCCAGUGUUUCCGGCUCCUGCUGCCGCAGUUGUUCCACCACCUACAACCAUCCUUGGUGAAUCAAACGGCCGGAGUAGAUCUCGGAAGCAGCGGGAGCCUCGGAAAGUUCUGACGCAGGCAGAACUUGCAGAGGAAGAGGAAGAAGAAAAAAAGCGACAGAUUGAGCAGAAAAAGCGGAAGAGAGGCAGUGGUGUUACCAAAUAUCUCAAGUGUUACCGUUGUCCAGAGGAUGCCUCAGCCCGAGCACAAAAACCCUACCACACCAAGGCAUCUCUAGUGUUGCACAUGCUCUGGCGACAUGAGCGUCAGUUUAAUCAUCAAUUCCACAAUCGUUUGACUACUGAACGACUUUGGAGGAGAUAACGAGUCAUUAGAAGUUAUUUGUCAAUAUUUUACCUCGUGUUCCUCGAGUCGAGUGCAAUUUUUUCUCUCCAUUUCUCCAUUCCAACACUCAAACGUCCAAAUUUCAAUGUUUUUCUUUUGUUAUGAUCAUUAUCUCGAUACUAAUUGAGUUCAGAGGAAAACGUGGCAAGACUUUUUUGUGGAAAAUUUCGUUAGCUACAAAAAAUGUCAUAUAAUGCUUCCUCCUAGAAUCAAUAGGUUCGGCUGAAAAUGCAUAUUCAACAAAAGUGAAAAAUUCGAUAUUAAAGAGAAAUCAAUUUUUUACUUAUUUUAAUGUGAAAUACUCUUGUUAACGAUUUAUUUUGGGGAAAAUCUCGCAGGAAAUUGUAAAGUGCACAUUUCACGUUCUAGAGCAAGUUCUUAUGAAAUUUUUUCCAAUUAUUUUUCACCCUCGAGAUACUCAUGUUAUGAAUUCUUGACUCAUUCCUUUCGAUUUCGUGAGCACGUGGAGGUCCAAAAUGUUUUUUCCACGAUUUUUUCAUUGAUAGAUAAGUUAUAAGGUACGAAAUGACCAAGGAUAUUAGAAUACGAGUGAGAGUGAUGUCCAAUCGACGAGAUUGUCGUAGUUUAAGGAAAAUUAAACAAACCAAUCGUAAGGAAAAUUUUUUUAUAUUUCCCAAAGGGUGAGAAUACUUGUAAUUUGUAAAGAAAAUUAUCUUGUUUACGUUGUCAACUUGAAAUAUAUUAUAUCUAUUAUA